AGAAUCCAAAGCAGGCUCCAGGCUCUGAGCUGUCAGCACAGAGCCUCACAUGGGGCUCAAACCCACCAACCACGAGAUCAUGACCUGAGCCGAAGUUGACAUUUAACCAACUGCGCCACCCAGGUGCCCCUAAAAAUAUGCUUUUUAAGCAUAAACAUUUUGCCAACAAAUAAGUUAUAAGAUUCAGAUUGAGUUGAUUUGAACCUGCAUUUUAACACCUUUUCCAGGUAAUGCUGGGCCUGCUGGUUCUUGGACUAUACCAGGAAAGCUAGGAAGUUAAGGUAAAGGUUUUUCUCACUCAGAGUCCAGAGAAGGUAGAAAGGCACUCAGCGGGGACCUGAUCUAGGCAGGCAUGGUCCUGCCACCCUCACUCCCUUCACCUAGCCCCCAAAUAAUAUUACUCUUGUCAAGGAGAGACUGAAGGAAACCCUCUUUGUUCCCAGUGGUAUGGGCAGGAGGUUUGCACCCUAGACUCUUGUCUCUGAGAAGGGACAUAGCCAAGCUAUGGUCCUCUAGACUGAAGACACUGGGGAUGAUGGAGUGACUGGCCAGGGAGGUCACCAGUCCAAAGUUCUUUCUAUAUAAUGGGCCCCUAUCAGAGUCCAGCCAUAAGGCCAGGCCAUAAGGUCCCUACCCCCCAGGAACCGCUGUGAGAGGACCAAGCUUAAAGUGGGUGAGGCACCAAGCCAACAGGCCGGCUUCUCAGGCGGGACAUUAGCAUGGCACCUUUCCUGGCGCUCCUGUGAACUGUUGCAGGGCAGGGAAGGGAGGAUGGUGGUGGUGUCCACUCGGCGCACAUGGUGACCGCUGCUGAAGGGCCACAGUGCUCUACGUAGGGGUGGGGAUAAAGCCACUCCAGAUUCUAAUCGGGGCGCGCGGGAGGGCAGGAACUGGCGCUGCUUCGGUGGCUAGGAUGGGCCGAUCAGUCAGUCACAGCCAGUCCUAAGAAGGGCUCCUGUCUCAGCCCCAGGGCAGGCAUAUCCCGCCCCCAGGAGACCCCUAGUCUGAGCGGAAGAACGCAGCCGACCGCAGGAGUCUCCAGUCCGAGGGGAAGACACACCAAGCCUCAGGACCCACGUUCUGGCUCUCAGGGGACCCAAAGCAGAUUUCCACGAACCGAGGUCCGAGAACUUCUCGGCGGGAUGCGGCCAGCUGCGCGCGGGGAAGAGUGCGCGCAGCCGUCGCCCAGUCCUGAGUCAGGCCCUGUCGGCUCCUCGGGCCCCAGGGGCGCCGGGGACGGGGUGCUCUGGGGCAGGGCCGGGGCACUCUUUGCAGCCGGUCACCCCUCCCCCUUCCCUGCGGGCUUUUGCACACGACGCGCCGCGGGCCGCUUCACACGGGGUGGCCGGGGCCGGAUAAAGCGGGCGGGCGCGGGGCGCAGCGGCGGGCGCGGACGGGCUGGAGCGGCCGGAGCUGCAGCCGGACGGCCCCAGGGCGGCCCGGGCGGGAGCUGCCGCGCCAAGCAGCGGGCGGCCGAGAGGCGCGGACGCAGGGGCCCCGGGAGCGGCGCGCGGGGCCCUCCCGGCAGGUGGGUGCGCGCUGCGCAGCGUCCCGCGCGCAACUUCCAGGGCGCCCUGGGCCCCGAGGCCUCGCGCGGCUUCCCGGGCCCAGCGCAGGGCGCGCGGGGCGGCAUGGAGCCCACGGAGAGGCAGCAUCUGAUGGACGCCAGGCCCGGAGCCCGGUCUUACACUGGAUCUCUGUGGCAGGAGGGGGCCGGCUGGACCCCUCUGCCCGCACCUGGCCUGGACUUGCAGGCUAUUGAGCUAGCCGCUGAGAGCAACCAUUACUGUCAUGCCCAGAAGGGUCCUGGCAGUCACUUUGACUCCAAGAAGGAGCAGGCCCGGCGACAGCUUUAUGUGGCGUCUGCCAUCUGCCUGGUGUUCAUGAUUGGGGAAGUCAUUGGUGGGUAUCUAGCACAUAGCUUGGCAGUCAUGACCGACGCAGCCCACUUGCUCACUGACUUUGCCAGCAUGCUCGUCAGCCUCUUUUCUCUCUGGAUGUCUUCCCGACCGGCCACCAAGACCAUGAACUUCGGCUGGCAGCGAGCUGAGAUCCUGGGAGCCCUGCUGUCUGUACUAUCCAUCUGGGUCGUGACUGGAGUGCUGGUGUUCCUGGCAGUGGAGCGACUGAUCUCUGGGGACUAUGAGGUCGAGGGGGGCACCAUGCUGAUCACAUCAGGUUGUGCUGUGGCUGUGAAUAUCAUAAUGGGGCUGACUCUUCACCAGUCUGGCCAUGGGCACAGCCACGACACCAGCCAGCAACAGGAGAACCCCAGUGUCCGAGCUGCCUUUAUCCAUGUGGUUGGAGAUUUUCUGCAGAGCUUAGGCAUCUUGGUGGCAGCCUAUAUUUUAUACUUCAAGCCAGAGUACAAGUAUGUAGACCCCAUCUGCACCUUCCUCUUCUCCAUCCUGGUCUUGGGGACGACCUUGACCAUCCUGAGAGAUGUGAUCCUGGUGCUGAUGGAAGCCCCACGGUGUCCCCUCCCUGCUGGGAUGUGUCCUCCCUGUCUAAUCAGGGACCCCCAAGGGUGUGGACUUCACAGCUGUACGGGAUCUGCUGCUGUCCGUGGAAGGGGUGGAAGCCUUGCACAGCCUGCAUAUUUGGGCACUGACCGUGUCCCAGCCCGUGCUGUCUGUCCACAUCGCCAUCGCUCAGAAUGCAGACGCCCAGGUCGUGCUGAAGGCAGCCAGCACCUGCCUACAGGGAAAGUUCCACUUCCACACUAUGACCAUCCAGAUUGAAGACUACUCUGAGGACAUGAAGGACUGUCAGGCGUGCCAAGGCCCCUCGGACUGACUGCCUGGCCAGGUGCCAACGGAGCCAUGGCCAGGACCUGCAGGUGGUGGGGCGGAGUGUCGCCCAGGCCCAGCCAGAACGCUGCCUAUCCUGGCUGUGUUAUAAAGCAGGUCCCUCUCCUGACCUCUGCUCUGUGUUCAGUGUGGAGGAACUGUUUCCUGCCUCCCCCAUCUGACUACAGCCAGUUUAAGGAUGAAGACGGCAAGUGUAAAGCUACUAUGACCCAGCCCUUCCAGCUUCUGGAUUGGUGCCUGGCAGGGCUGGGUUUGGGCCUAAUCCUCAGCUAAAGCUUUGCUACCACCAGCCUCAGGAAAGGUGGUGAGGCACAGCGAGGAGUGACAGAGGGGAGACUGGCCUCAAUGUCCCCUUGCCCACUGUCUUAUUCCCCCCUUCAGUCUGUCUGGCCUUUGCCUUAUGGAUCUACGCAGAAGCCCCGGGACAGUCUGUCCCUCUGCCUAUAACAAUAUGGUUUAAGGAGACCUUGGGGGUUGGGAGUUGAGAGCACCCCGCACACUUACACAUGUCCCCCCUGAGAAGGGGAAACCGGGGGGAACCUGAGGCCUGUCUGUGCCUUCGUCACUUCAGCUGUGAGCCAAAUGUGUCUCUUUCCUGGAGGGAGGAGGCUUCUGACCAGGUAGGGACCUGGCUGCUUUCUUCUUUCCUUAUUCCUCCAGCUCGGGCACGUGUGCCAACACAAUGAUGCCUUUGCCACUGGAGGGGGGGGGGGUGGCCAGCAGGGGCUUCAGCUUGGGUCCUGCCCUAACAGCCCCACAGCCCCUGGGCCAGCUCUGAAGCUGGCCCAGCCUACCCUGCUCAGAACUUGAGCAUGGACGACAACGGAUGGGAGAUGGUGGCUUCCUGAGGUGUAUGCAGACUCCCAAGUCAGGGGCAGCUUGUGUUUCCGAGACGAAGAGGGGAGACCUGUGCCCAGUCUCCCAGGGAAGGCAGAACACCCAGUCAUAUCGUGGCCCUGGGUUUUACAAGCCAGUGCCCUUGGGUCUCAUCUGAGAAUAAGAGACUACGAAUGAACCUACAUCACAGGGUUGUUGCCAGGACUGGAGCCAAAGCCUUUUAAGCCCAUGGUGUUCCUUGAAGAGUGGUUACUUUGAUCAUCAGGCUGGAAAGGUGCAGCAUGAGGCUGACUUGCCGGGGAGCCAGGUGGGCUUCCCAGGGGCAGCACUGACUUGAUCUUGACUCUGCCCGGAUUCAGGACUGGAAGAGGAGGGGUUGGUCACCCGCCUUCCCCCGUGAACCUCUUCCUUCCCCUCUGUGAAAUAACCUCUUUGUGCCUUUCAAGUA
Molecule: messenger RNA, 4095 nt
Organism: Acinonyx jubatus (cheetah)
Lineage: Eukaryota; Metazoa; Chordata; Mammalia; Carnivora; Felidae
Gene: SLC30A2
Product: solute carrier family 30 member 2
Exons: 9
Coding region: 1143-2741 (532 amino acids)
Biological process (GO): zinc ion transmembrane transport; response to zinc ion
Cellular component (GO): plasma membrane
Molecular function (GO): zinc ion transmembrane transporter activity
Source: RefSeq, a predicted model, not a curated record